Molecule: messenger RNA, 785 nt
Organism: Lolium perenne
Lineage: Eukaryota; Viridiplantae; Streptophyta; Magnoliopsida; Poales; Poaceae
Product: nifU-like protein 3, chloroplastic
Biological process (GO): iron-sulfur cluster assembly
Cellular component (GO): mitochondrion; chloroplast stroma
Molecular function (GO): iron ion binding; iron-sulfur cluster binding
Source: RefSeq, a predicted model, not a curated record
GCCUGCCGCUGGCUGGACGUCCACGAUACCAGCUCACACCCGUCGUCUAAUUUGUCUCGCGACGAGCUUGUAAAAAGAUCUGUUUCAGAUGAGGCUCUGCUCGCCCAAUCUCCGGCAAGCCACCGCGGCCGCAACCUGCGCCAACACCCCCCUCGCAGCAGCUCUCGGCAAGAGUUCUUCAAACUCCCAUAUCCAUGGCCGACUCAGCUUCAGCCACACGUUACUGAACCACCGCGCCAAGAGAGCAGGAUGGGCGGUGCGCGUGCUUCCCCUGACGGAGGAGAACGUGGAGAGGGUGCUGGACGAGGUGCGGCCGAGCCUGAUGGCCGACGGAGGCAACGUGGCCCUGCACGAGAUCGACGGCCUAGUUGUCGUGCUCAUGCUCCAGGGCGCCUGCGGUUCCUGCCCCAGCUCCACCAUGACGCUCAAGAUGGGCAUCGAAACCCGCCUCCGCGACAAGAUCCCCGAGAUCCUUGAGGUCGAGCAGAUCCAUGACACCGAGACUGGGCUCGAGCUCAACACCGAGAAUGUCGAGAAGCUGCUAGAUGAGAUCAGGCCAUACCUUUCUGGCACCGGAGGUGGAAGCCUAGAGCUUGUUCAGAUCGAUGGUUUUGUCGUGAAGGUUCAAAUCAGUGGACCUGCAGCCAGUGUGAUGACAGUACGUGUAGCUGUGACACAAAAACUGAGAGAGAAAAUACCAACGAUCCUGGCUGUUCAGCUGAUAGAUUAAACAUGAAUUCAGUUGCGCAUCAAUAAAAGAAAGAUAAAAUUCAGCUUUGUGAUGA